Drosophila biarmipes is the source of this 1799-nucleotide messenger RNA. Its product is annotated as zinc finger protein 239. The record is from RefSeq and is a predicted model, not a curated record. Bases 531 to 1511 code for a protein of 326 amino acids. Lineage: Eukaryota; Metazoa; Arthropoda; Insecta; Diptera; Drosophilidae. The transcript is spliced from 2 exons.
CUGGGCGGUGCAAGAUGAUCUCUCGCCGGGGAACACCUUCGAUCCCAGUUCUCCCCCACCCAUAGCUACCACUUCUCCGCUGGAAGGCAAACGACUGGGGCCGGGGCACAGGGUCUUAUCAGGGCAACCCGAUAAAGUUGAGCCACAGACAAAACUGUCGGUUGUACGCGUUGGAGCACAUAGAACGGGUGGGGCGGUCGGUGUCCAAUGGGGGAUCGUCCCACUGGCUCAAAGUGCACACCGCCAGCGUUUAAAGUGCAGACCAGUGGCCUAAUCAUUCAUUUAUAGGCAAACUUUAUGGACGACAUUUCGAUAAAAUAUAAAAUACAAGCGACACCCGCUUGUUCGGCUUGGUUCCAGGGCCAAUAACUACAGCCUGUAGUAAUAUACUACAUAAUUAAACACGGCGUAAUCUUAUCGACGCUCGCCCGGAAUCCGUGGGCUCUAUAUUUUGUGUGUGCGCUGCCAGCGGAAGUCUUGGGCGGCAGUUGGCGAAUCAGCAGCUAUCAGCACGGAAGCGCAGCACCGUCAUGCGAUCUGAAGAUCUCAUGUCCAUCGGGGAUGCGGAACUGGGGAGCUUUCCAGUGGAGGAUCCGGGCGAGUAUGGCGUUUGCCUCGGGGAUCUGCAGUUGUUCGCCCAACUGGAGGGUCUCUCGGGCGAAGGUGGGUCCAUGGAGGUGGGGCUGCUCGGCACGGAUUCGGGAUUCGAUCUGCUGGAGCUAGUGAACCCCAUUCAGCUGAGAUCCCAAAGGAUCUGUGAGAAAAAGCAGCGAAUAGCCGCAGAACAGAAGCCAGUGGAGACGUGCAAGCCCAAGCGGAGACCAACGACUAGACGUCGCCCAGGAGCUGGCAAGGAUCACCCGUGCGACGUCUGCGGCAGGCGCUUCUCGGAGGCCUACAACCUGCGCAUUCACAAGAUGACCCACACGGACGAGCGGCCGCACGUGUGCGAGGAGUGCGGCAAGGCCUUCAGGCAGCUGAACAAGCUCCGCAUCCAUGCCGUGACCCACACGGCGGAGCGGCCGCACAAGUGCGACAUUUGCGAGAAGGGAUUUCGGUACGCCAACUACCUGGCUGUCCACCGGCGACUGCACACCGGGGAGAAGCCGUACCCGUGUCAGGCCGAGCACUGUCAGCUCUCCUUCCACUCCAUCCACGCCCGACGCAUCCACACCAAGCUGAGGCACUCGGCGCAAGCCGAUCCGGAUCCCGACCAGUCGUUGGGCGAGCACGAGCAGCGGGACACAUCUGCGCUGAGCUUCACCUGCCCGAUUUGCAGCCGGGUGCUCACGGAUCAGUGCUACCUGAGCAUCCACCUGAAGCGGCACUACAACCAGCGGGACUUCGCCUGUGCGCAGCCGCAGUGCGGCAAGCGGUUCUUCAGCGCCUCGGAGCUGAAGCACCACCAGAUCGCCCACUCCCAGCUGCGUCCCUUCGCCUGUCCCAUGUGUCCGGCCCGAUUCCUGCGCAAGUCCAACCACAAGCAGCACCUCAAGGUGCACGAGCGCUGAAGGUGGAGUUGAGAGUUGGUUCUACAUUUGAGUUCGUUUCUGUGCCAGGAAGAGGCUUGCCUUAUGGGAGGAUUCAUUAGGUGUAAGCUCACAAAACUAUACUUAAAUGAUUUAAAAUUUUUAAAAAUUAUUAUAUUGUUGUAUAUGCUCCGAUUAAGAACGACAAGCCCCUCCCCAUCUACUCCUGUUCAAUCCACAAAAUCCAACACACGACCCAGGCCAAAGCUCCGCCAACGUGGGCUCGGCUGCGCUUUCCAUUCAAUAUAAGUGUUUAUUUAUAUAUACGAA